This is a messenger RNA of Phyllotreta striolata, 546 nucleotides long. Lineage: Eukaryota; Metazoa; Arthropoda; Insecta; Coleoptera; Chrysomelidae. The record is from the annotation of a GenBank genome assembly.
AAAAUUUUGUUUACAAUUGGAAACUGUUAUUUGUUAUUUUCUUUUCUUAUUAUGUCAACAAGUUAUAAGACCGUUCCAUUAUUCUGAAUAAUAAAACAAAUUGUUAUGGAAGAUUCGUCAGAAAAAGUUUAUUCGAAAAGGAGCAGUAGGCGAGAACAAUUUCACUUUUACAAUAGUUUAGCAUGCUUGGUAAAAGCAUUGGAAGGAUCGCAUACUCUAGUGGAUUUGCGUAAUGAAAGCUCUGUAGCCGGUUACGUUGUUCUCGUAGAUGGUUAUAUGAAUAUUGAAUUAUCAGAUGUAGUAUAUUUGGAUCCCAGAGGUGAAAAAUAUUAUUUUCCACAAUUCUUUGUUCGACAUCGAAAUAUAAGGUACGUCCAUAUUCCCAGUGAACAUAAAUCUGUAGAUCUAAUGCAAAACCAAUUGAAAGGACUGAAUUAUUUCAAGACUGGCAACAAAGGAAAACGAUCUUACAAAGAGGUCAGAGCUCGACGGUAUCAAAAAGAAACACUUUGUUCUCUUAACACAGAAAAUAAAAGUUAAAAAUAA